GCCUAUUACUGCCCUCAGAACUGUACUUUGGUUCCUAGCGGCGGAUGACACUAUUUUCGUUUCUGCUGUACAUACGGUGUAAAGUGGCGAGAUACCGGGGAGGUGUGCUACCACUACCAGCAAAAAGAAGGCAUGGCAUCCGAAAGAUUAGAUGCCCCUGAGCUCCCCGACUUCACAAUACUUAAAAGAUUGGCUCGAGACCAGCUCAUUUAUAUUCUGGAGCAGCUACCUGGAAAAAAAGAUUUGUUCAUUGAACCGGACUUGAUGAGCCCACUGGAUCGGAUUGCCAAUGUCUCAAUACUAAAGCAACAUGAAAUUGACAAAUUGUAUAAGCUGGAGAAUAAACCUAUUUACAGCAACGCUGAUCAAUUGUGCUUCUUGAUCAGACCUCGGGUCAAGCAUGUGAAGUACAUUGCUAGCAUUGUCAAUGCAGAUAAGAAAGCUGGAGUGAGCAGGAAGUAUAAGAUCAUCUUUAGUCCUCAGAAAUUCUAUACAUGUGACAUGAUCCUGGAGCAGGAAGGAAUAUACGGCGAUGUGACCACUGAUGAAUGGUUCUUUUAUCUCCUCCCACUGGAUGAUGAUAUUAUCAGUAUGGAGCUGCCAGAAUUUUACCGGGAUUAUUUUCUUGAGGGGGACCAGCGUUGGAUUGGCACUGUGGCCAAAGCUCUCGAUUUAUUGGAUUCUAUCUUUGGACCAAUAUCCAAGGCCUAUGGCAUAGGAAAGUGCGCUAGGAUGUCCUAUGAAUUAUGGAAAGAGCUUGUGGAAGACUAUGAAACUGAUCGCAAGGACAGAAGACCAGCUGUGGGAACUGCAUUUCUGAUUGACAGAGAUGUGGAUUAUGUUACCCCGCUGUGCUCUCAGGUGGUAUAUGAAGGGCUUGUUGAUGAUAUUUUCCGAAUUAAAUGUGGAAGCGUGGAGUUUGGGCCUGAGGUGACUUCUUCUGAUAAAAAUAUAAAAAUUCUUCUAAACUCUCAAGAUAAGGUAUUUGGUGAAAUUCGGAAUGAGCAUUUUUCCAAUGUCUUUAGUUUUCUGAGCCAGAAAGCUCGCAAUCUACAAACACAAUAUGAUAAACGCAGAGGAAUGGACAUUAAUCAGAUGAAGACUUUUGUUUCCCAAGAGCUAAAAGGAUUAAAACAAGAGCAUCGCAUGCUGAGUUUACAUAUUGGCGCCUGUGAAUCUAUAAUGAAGAAGAAAACCAAACAGGAUUUUCAGGAGUUGCUGAAAACAGAACACUCAUUACUAGAGGGAUUUGAUAUUCGAGAGAGCAUCAGUUUAAUAGAGGAGCACAUAAACAGACAGGUUUCCCCCAUUGAGAGUCUACGCCUGUUGUGUCUGCUGUCUAUCACGGAGAAUGGUAUAAUCACAAAAGACUACAGAUCUCUGAAGACUCAGUACUUACAGAGCUAUGGCCCCGAGCACCUGCUGACCUUCUCCAACCUGAAACGUUCCGGCCUGCUCACCGAACAAGUUUCGGGAGAGACCCUGACUGCUGUGGAGAGUAGGGUGAGCAAACUGGUCACAGACAAGGCGGCAGGAAAGCUUACUGAUGCCUUUUCCUCUCUGGCAAAAAAGAGCCAUUUCAGAGGGAUUAGCAAAAAACUUGGACUGAUUCCUCGAGUCGAUGGCGAGUAUGACCUGAGGAUUCCGAAGGACAUGGCCUAUGUUUUUAGCGGUGCUUAUAUACCAUUAAGUUGUAAAAUAAUAGAGCAGGUUUUGAUGCGGAAAAGUUGGGCGGGUCUCGAAGAGGUCACACGCCUACUCAAUACCAAUGAGUUUUCAGAGCAAUUCUCGGACAGGAGCUCUCAGUCAGAGUCCCAAAGAACCGUCCUUGUAGUUUUCCUAGGAGGAUGCACAUUUUCAGAGAUCUCUGCUUUGAGAUUUCUUGGCAAAGAAAUAGGUUACAAAUUCAUCAUUCUAACCACAUCAAUUACAAACAGUGCACGGAUGCUGGAGUCAAUGACAGAGACUAAAUCAUGAUUCAUCUGCAGUUUUCUCACACCGUGUAAUUAGCCAGUCGUUGUGGUGUAUAACUCUCUAAGUCUAUGAACACAUGUAAAUUAGGACCAUCUUUUUAAUGUAUCAGAGUUUCAUCCCAAAUGUGUUACUGAAACUAAGACUUGUCCUGACUGCUGAGAUGAUAAAUGCAACUGAAAGUGUAUUGGGAUUUCACCUCCUCCUAGAAACUCUUCUAUUGGUUUGGAUAUGGGUUAAUCCUUUAUUGAUUGACUGUAAUAGUUUCAAAAUGACCUACAGUAUAUAUGUCACAUGCCCUGAGACGUCCUGCAAAUUCAUGCAGAUAAUAUGGGAAUUCCCAGUACAUGGAACUGAGGAAUAUAUAUAUAUAUAUAUAUAUAUAUGUAUAUAUUUUUAAUACAUUGGAUGGGCCUUUCUGUAUGUAUUCUAUUUUAUAUAUGGGUUUACAGCCUUCAUAUUCUAUAUGUGCGCAAAGCUGGUUCACAAAUGUACUGAUUGCCUAGUCUGCGUGCUGUUUGGUUUAGCCAUAUAUUGUUUACUCAGGUAAUGCAAGAUAAAUGAAGUUCACAUAAAACAACAUUUCUGUUCCGCCUUUUACUAUUUUAGGGCGCCUUUUCUCCAGUUGCCAAUAAGCCAAUAUGCUGAAUGGGUUUAGUGACAAAACCGUGAUGUUGCCAAGUACAGCAAAUCUGCAUGCCUGCGAGUUAGAUGGAGCAUGGCUCUGUAAGCCUGAUUUUACACAAAGCAUGUUGAUGAUCUUGUUUCUCUGACGUCCUAGUGGAUGCUGGGUACUCCGUAAGGACC
Pseudophryne corroboree (corroboree frog) is the source of this 2778-nucleotide messenger RNA. It is a transcript of the gene VPS33B, whose product is annotated as VPS33B late endosome and lysosome associated. Bases 133 to 1977 code for a protein of 614 amino acids. Gene Ontology annotation, biological process: vesicle-mediated transport; intracellular protein transport. The record is from RefSeq and is a predicted model, not a curated record. The transcript is spliced from 24 exons. Lineage: Eukaryota; Metazoa; Chordata; Amphibia; Anura; Myobatrachidae. Gene Ontology annotation, cellular component: lysosome; CORVET complex.